Messenger RNA from Heterocephalus glaber (naked mole-rat), 9649 nucleotides. RefSeq names its product muscleblind like splicing regulator 3 (gene Mbnl3). NCBI's taxonomy places the organism in Eukaryota, Metazoa, Chordata, Mammalia, Rodentia, Bathyergidae. Gene Ontology annotation, molecular function: RNA binding; metal ion binding. Gene Ontology annotation, biological process: regulation of RNA splicing. Gene Ontology annotation, cellular component: cytoplasm; nucleoplasm. The record is from RefSeq and is a predicted model, not a curated record.
AACCUCGCUUUAAAAUGGCGACAUUCAGUAUACACCCCUGCUAAAGGCUCUCCCGGCGCAGGGGCCACCUCGCGCAGCGGUUCUUCUGCUUCUGCCGCUAACAGAUGGCAUGUGCCACUGUCCGCUGCCGCUGCCCCUACUGCUGCCGCCGAGAGCAGGGCCCCUUAGCUUCUGGGUUUGCGCUAGCAUCAUAAGGUUCUGAAAAGUGCCUUUUCUGAAAACUCUGCCGCUUGGAUUCUACUCUAGAACUGUCUCUUUACCAACCCCUCUGCCAGUCAUUCCCUUCCCCACUCCCUGUCCCUGUCCCCUAAGAAACCUGAUGUGCUCGUAAUUCACUGUCAGCAACCUGUGCAUUUAUUUUUUCUGUGAUUCUCAGUUUCCUUAGUCACUUUCCCUCCCCUUGAUUUUGCAGCAAAACUUUUUUUAGGUUGAAACAUCCUCCUCAGUCUUACUCUUUAUUAAAAAAAAAGCUAAGAAAUAGGAAGAAAAAUUUUCUCUCCCUGACCUGAGACCAUUGCAUUAAUUGAGGGGCAGCCAGCAAGCUAGCCAUUCCACCAAAGCAACCUGCCAUCUCUUCUCAUUGAACUCAAAUUCACUUUUAAUCCUUUCACAAUCAGUAGUGAUAUUGUCCUAAAAAGUGUGCACUUGAUUUACAUUUUGCUUGCAAUAUGACGGCUGUCAAUGUUACCCUGAUUCGUGAUACCAAGUGGCUGACUUUAGAGGUCUGCAGAGAAUUUCAGAGAGGAACUUGCUCUCGAGGUGAUGCAGAUUGCAAGUUUGCCCAUCCACCAAGAGUUUGCCAUGUGGAAAAUGGUCGUGUGGUGGCCUGUUUUGAUUCUCUAAAGGGUCGGUGUACUAGAGAGAACUGCAAGUACCUUCACCCUCCUCCACACUUAAAGACUCAGCUGGAGAUUAAUGGACGUAACAAUCUGAUUCAACAGAAGACUGCAGCAGCCAUGUUCACCCAGCAGAUGCAGCUUAUGCUCCAAAACGCUCAAAUGUCAGCCCUUAAUAUUCCUGUGACUCCAUCACUUACAGCUAAUCCUACCAUGGCUUUCAGUCCAUAUGUAUCUCAUACUGGGAUGAGCCUGGUUCCAGCUGAACUUGUACCAAAUACACCUGUUCUGAUUUCUGGAAAUCCACCUCUCCCACUGACAGGAAUUCCUGCUCCAAAGCUGAUGCGUUCAGAUAAACUGGAGGUGUGCCGUGAAUUUCAGCGUGGAAAUUGUACCCGUGGGGAGAACGAUUGCCGUUAUGCUCACCCUACAGAUGUUUCUAUGAUUGAAGCAAGUGAUAAUACUGUGACUAUCUGCAUGGAUUACAUCAAAGGCCGCUGUUCCAGGGAGAGAUGCAAGUAUUUUCAUCCUCCUGCACACUUGCAAGCCAAACUCAAGGCUGCACAUCACCAGGCGAACCAUUCUGGUGCCACCGCGAUGGCCCUACAGCCUGGUGCACUUCAACUGAUACCAAAGAGAUCGGCCCUUGAAAAGACCAACGGUGCCACCCCGGUCUUUAGUCCCACUGUUUUCCACUGCCAACAGGGCCUGGCUAACGUGCAGCUGCCGCAGCCAGCAUUUAUCCCUGCAGGGCCAAUACUGUGCAUGGCACCCGCAACAAGUUUUGUGCCUGUGAUGCACGGUGCUACACCUACCACUAUGUCUGCAGCAACAACACCUGCCACCAGCGUUCCCUUCGCUGCAACAACUACAGGCAAUCAGUCGAAGUAUUGAACUUGAACAGCAGAGUCAUGGAGUAUCAGAAUCUCCCCAUGAGAAUCUCCAUAUGGCCUGUCUAUAUAUAUUCUCAUAUGUCCUCUUCUACCAACACAACAAUAAGCAUGAUGCAUUCAAUGUAUUAAACAAAGCAAACAUGCCAGCCAACAAAUCCAAGUAAAAUAAAGCAUUAAAGAUAAGUAGAAAUGUUAAAACACGAUCACAAAACUACCAUCCAUCUGAUUUGAAUUAUUAGAUAGAACAUGAUCAUAAAAUAUUGUGAUUUUUUCCCCUGUAACCAUAAAUGAAUUUCCACAGUGUGCUGUUGACUUACUGUACAUUUUGAUGGCUAAAAAUGUUAAUCUGUUUUUGAAGUGUUACCUUACUAUUUUGUUUACAGGAUAGUUUAAUGAGUUGAUUUAGAAUGUAACAAAUAUACCCAGUACCAUUUUCCCCAUGGUGGUAUUAUAUUGGGUUGGGCUAUAUUUAGUUUUCACAUACUAUAGUGUUUUGCUGUAUAUGUGUGGUGUUUGAUAUGAAUUAAAAUGUUAUUAGUAGGGAACAGAAGUUUAUGUGUUUGAAAAACAUGACAGGUUCAUGUUAAUAUCUCUCUUUAGAAUAUUUCUGUAGGUUUCUUGGGGCACACAUAUACAAUGCCUCACUUUUGAGUGUGCACAAACCUGUUCAUAAACAUGCAUGUGUAUAAUUUGUGUCUACAGAUCUAACCUUGUGUAAUUCAAUAAAGUUACUAGAUUUUCUUCAAGAGAGAAAUAAUUAGCCACACAAAGUAGGAAACUUCUUAAAACAUUAACCCCUAAUACACUCCUCUUAAAUAGCUUGAAAAACAAUUGACUUUUUAAUGAAUUUUUUCAGCAUUUCUACUAAAAAUUAUGUAAAGUAACCAUUACAUUUUUUUUUAUUCUCAAGAAUACUAUCUCCUAGGUUGAGUGUCUAAAAUUGAGCCAUUUGUCAUCUUCAGCUGAGAAAGUGGUACUUGGAGGCUUAAAGGUAUGCUAAUUGCAGGUUAUAAAUCAAACAGGUAGGGGAGGUAGAGAUAGUUUUUACAUACUGCCGGAAAGUGUGUAAAACCAUUGCAAUGUAACCUUUUACACAAGUACCAUUUUCCAAAUGCAAAUGGCUCAAGCUCUUAGACUAUUCUUUAAAUAAUAAGAUACAAUCUAGCACAAGUCAGUCAGGGUGAAAGAGAAUUGGUUCCAAAUGAGGCCUUUCCUCUUCAAAUGGACAAUCUUCUCUAUUGAUCACAGAGGGAGCCUGAGUACAGGUUUGGGGAAAUGGCAGGGACGGGGGCAGGGAGGCAUUUAAAAUUACCCUUUGAUUUAUGCAAAAGAACUGGGAAAGAUGUCACACUUGUCUUGAGCUUAAGUUUAACUGAAUUGGCAAUUUUGUUAAACACUUCAGUGAAGGACCAAGUGCCUGUGAUACAUGACAAGUGUUUUCCUGCCCAAGCUUUAACAUCAGAAUCUUUUGCAUCAAAACUUAGGCUCUUUUUUUUCAUUUGUUUAGAGUCAUUCCUUAUAUCUGCUUAUAAUAGGGUAGAUUAACACUCUUUGGUUAAUAUAGAGUGACUGUAUUCCUCAGAGAUGAGCUGCAUUCUCAUUAAUACACAAGUAAAAUAGCAAUUAAUUUCUGUGCUCUAUAGUACAUCUCCAUUCUAUUCAAUUAUACAGUGGUAGAAACAUAUGAUAUUUUAUACCAACAUAGAUUUAAUAUUUUCUACUAAAUUUAUGUUCUCUCACUGGAAAAUAUAAAGCCAUCAAAUUUGAUAUAGAGAAAAGAGUUGUUUUUCUCCUUCAUGAAAAUGACCAGCAAGGAGAAAAUAUGAUUUAGGAUACCUUAAGCCAGCUGGUAGGUUUGAAUUAAGAAACAAUGGAAUCAGCAAAAACUUUUCACAGUUUAUAAGACUGAAACUCAAGACUAGGUGACCUCCGCAAAGCUAAGUAACCAUUGUGAGACUCAGAACCAUCUCCAGACUCCAAUUGUAAAUCCUUUUAAUGAUGUGCUUCAGAGCAUUUUAGAUUCCCAUCUCAAAGCAGGUCAGUUUGGCUCAGAAUACAAAAGAGUAGAAUUAACUCCAGUAGUUGGUAUUCUAUUGGUCUUAAUUAUCAACCCAAAUCCUGCUCAACAGUGAUUUCUAAACAGUCUUGCUUGUAUUGAGCUACUGUCAUCUGUUAACAGUGUUGCCUGCAGUUAGAGAUCAAGAUUUGUUCCUUUACCUGUAACUCUCUGAACCACUAGUUUUCUCUUUCCUGACAUCUUAACAUUGCUAGAGAAGAAACUAGGGUAUGCCUUUUGGAGAUGCCUUGUGUUUGGAGCUGAGUUUUGUGUAACCUGUGUCAGUGACUCUCCAGAAGGGCAGUUCUGACCACACGAAUCCAGAAAGGAUGCACCUGACCUAGUCUAGAUGUAUUCCUUAAUGAAGAUGGGAACUUUUUUUGUGCAAAUGAACUUUUUUGACAUUUUUGAUACAACAUACUAUCUCAUUUAACUUUUUAAACUUUUGACAAAGAUGUACAUAGACAUAAAGUACAGCUGUUUUCAUGUUGCCGUAAGCACUGGAAGACAUUAAUAAUGAUCUAUUUUUAGUAAAAGAUUGAGUGAGGAACAUUCAGGGUAGUUGUAUUUUGGGUGCCACCGUUUUCUACAUUGUUGACAUUUGAAAAGUUGCUAUAUAAAUGAAUUUAAGGAAAGAAAGUUCAAAGCCCUAAAGAUUUGAUCAAAUUCAACAGAGUUUUGAGAAAAUGAAAUUUUAAAACAGCACUCUUUAAAUUAGUUGUGCAAUGACUUAUUCAAAUUAUCUUUAUUCAAGAAAAGACUAGACUAAUAAGUCAUUAGACUAUAAAUUCCCAGUUAAAAAGACAAGUCACAAACUAAUCAGUGACUCUAAGCAAAAAUUUACUGGAUGAAUUAUAUAUAUAAAAUUCUAAUCACUUAUAAUUCUUAGUUAACAUUUUAUAAUCUGUAUUUUACCAGGGCCUCUAUUUUUAUUUAUCCAAAAUUAUUGCUUUUGUCCAUUUUUCUCAGCCUUUUGCAAAAAUAUGCAAGUGUGCUGAAACUUGGAUAAAACGGGUCUUAUAUACAGAAAAAUAAUCUAAAAGUUAUCUUUUAAGAGGAUUUUAAUAGUAUCGAUUUUUUACAAAAAGCACUAUGUUACCAUAAUGAAAGUAUAUUUUAAGGAGGAUUAAGAUUAAAUUAAGUUAAAUGGAUUCAUAAAAAUUGCUAUUUAAAUACAGUAUUUACUUUUGCAAUUGGAGCAUGAUUCCACAACCAGCUGUUGCAUUUCAUUUCACUUUUCUAGAUUAGACUUUAAUUUGUAGCUAAUCAUAAAAGCCAUCUUCUCCCUAUUCCAUCAAGUCAUCUCCAUCAGUUUCUGAUCAUGCUAAAAGCAUUUUGCUGUGGCCUUGAGUGUUGUCCUACAGUGCAAGGCUGUGUUCAGUAGUGGAAAGCCUCAGCGCACCUGCUCUCCAAUUUGGGAAGAUGCCAGCACCUUGUCCCUGCCAUCAGCAGGUACCAAAUGAAAUUACACCUUGAAUCAGUUUGUAAUGGCCUGACCAGUAAUCAUAGUGAUGUCUAAUAGGGAACAACAUUUAUGUUACAUUUUUUCGCGAGAAGAGGGAAGGCUCGGGGCUUCUUGGAAUGUUAUUUGGUUCUUUUUCUCCCUUUUUGGAGUCAGUGAGGGUGCGCUUAGGUAAAGCAUAGCCAAAUGUUUUCUGAGUUCUUUUAGUCUGUAGGGUGGGCAAUCGUGCACAGAAUGAUUAGAAACUGAAGUACUCAUUCUUAUCUCUUAUACAUUUUACAUACAUUGAAAUAGAAAUAAAGAAAAUUUGUGGGGGAAAUAUUUUUCUCAAAUUCUGAUUAAGAAUAGAGAUAGUGGCCUAAUUUUAUCAGUGUCUGCUGAGGGCAAUAGAAUAAUCAGCAUGUAAAAGAGCAUACCAAAAAUUUGUGUCAAUUAAGUUGCUAGCCUAAUCAAAUUAUAAAUAUAACCAAAUCUAGAGUCUGAGCACCAACUCACUGAUUGAUGCCAUCUUUUCAUUUUUCUUAUUCUUAGCUUUUAAGGUUUUUAUUUUAUGACUUUUUAUAUCUCUAAGUAACUAAUAAAUUUAAGAAUUUAAUUUUGAAGGAGAGUUAGAGAAAGUUUUUAAGUUUUAUUUUACUACAUAUAUUCAGCCUAGCUAGAUAGGUUCCAAACCGACACUAAAGCAUGGCAGAUAUAGAUGACAGUCCAUAACUACUCUCUAAGUUCACAGUUUAAGAACAAAUUUAACUUUAUACAAAAAUAAUAAUUGUUAACUAUAUUUAGUUGUUGCUUUGGCAACAAAACUACAACAUGGCUACCUUUAGACAUUUGUGUGUGUGUGUGUGUGUGUGUAACUUUUAUUUGUAAACUAUCCGUGGUUUGUGACAGUACGAGCAUGUAGAUGAUACAGCUCAAAACUCAGAAAACAGAUAUGGUUGAAUAUUUUAAUCCCUAAGUCACAUGUGAAAGCUGAAUUUGUGUCCUGUGACUUUUUGGUCAAAAAGUUUACAACACGUGGAUUCUUGAGGCUGGCUUUAUAGUUUAUAGAUUUUGUUGUGUGGAUAGGGUUAUUCCACAGUAUUUUGACUUCAAAACACAAUAUAUAUAAUCACUUGACCUUUUCAUAACUUUGGUUUAUAUGACAUAUCUGUAGCUGCAAAAAAAUUUUUAUGAAAUUAUGUAUGCAAGUAUGCAUGAGGAUCAAAACAUGAUUAAACACAUUUUGAAAUUAAUUCAUAUUUGCAAAACCAUAUAUAAAGAUACUGUGGAAUGACCCCCGAACAGUGUUUAAGAGACAUAUGCUGCAGUUACCUGAUUGUCUCAGUUAGGGUGCGAAUGUGUGAGACACACCUUUUUUGCACUUAUGUACAUAGUCCAUGAAAGCAAUCUUUGGAGCUUUUUUUUUUUAAUGUAAGAAGACUGUGAUAAAUAGUGGAAAAGUCAGUAAGAGAAAGUUAUUCCUAAGGCUUUGAAAAGGAAAGAUUUUUCUUUUUGCUCUAAGAUUUAUAUAAAGCAUUUGCUAUUGUACAGGCUUUCUAGUUAGCUACAUCUUACCAGAAGAGAAAAUUGGUAGCAGGUAACAGGUCACCGUUAGGUAACAACACUGAACAAUAGUAGAAGUACUUUUUUUAGCAAGACCACUAGCAAAGAUUGUUUGCUUUUUAAGUGAAUCCCUACUUAACACACACACCCAAACACACGCACACACACCCAUACAAACGCACACCCCAGGUAGGUUGUAUGUGGCAGUUUUCUUCUUUUCAAUGACUGCAAGCAGUGAAACACCCUGUAAGCUACAAGAUAGUUUUCAUUAUGAUCAAUUCCCAUUUCAUCUUUUACAGAAAAUUAUUGAUGUAUAAUCAGUUAGCGUGUACAUCAAUAUGUAUUCAAGUGACAUUUAAAAUAUUAUUGUUGACCUCUGUUCCCUCUUUAAGAUCCAGAACCCCAAACCAAAUUGACAAGCAUUGCAAGAUUUCAUUUCCUAGUUAAGUAUGGCUGGUGUAGGGCAGUUUGUUUCCUUCAAGGAAGGAAACCUACCCCUGGCACAACUUUGGCAACUGCUUUGUUUACAUUGUGCUUGUUCAAUGGAAGCUGUUUUCUGACCUCCCUUGAGCAGAUUACAAAGUACACUUCAGUGUGCCACUUGAGCCUCCCAAUGUUCUGUUUAAAUGAAACAGAAGACAACCAGCCAAAAUCUUACAUAAUAUAGGAGCUGGAAGGGAAUGCUUUGAUCUGACUGCCUCUACCAGUUUUAGCCCCAUACCACCUACAGAUAGCCAUGGAACUUUCUUGUCCCCAAGCAAUGAGACCUAGGAAGGAUUGAGGUUAGAAAGAUUAAGGGCUAGAUCACCACAGGUACUUGGAGUCCUUCGCAUCUUGGGGCAUGUAGCUCUCGCCCUGGAAAAGGGCAGCAUUCUGGUGUUAGAAGAGCUAGUGUUGGGGUAUUAUUACCUAUUUUGCUCGCUCAGAGAUGGAAAUAUAGGCCUGGAAGAUGUGGCUCAGUGACAAUGUGUUUGCUAGCAUGUGUGAGGCCCUUAGUUACACUCCCAGAGACAGACAGGCAGGCAGGCAGACAGAGCCAGAAAGCAAUCCAAGCCUUACAGUUGUCCAGUAGCUCAGGGCCAGUUGGCUACAAACUUCUUUUUCUCACCCAUGAGCUCAUAAUCACCUAGUAGUGUCCAUGAUGCAACAAACAGCCUGACAAUCUGACCGGGAUUUCCAUUGAUAUAAAACAUUCUUUCAUUGUGUAGUUAGGAACUCCUAACUUCAACCUUAUCACCAACAUAAUUUUCUAAUGUAACCCAUUUCCUUGUGUUCGGAUUUCCUGGUGAAUCUGUGGCCCAGAAGAAUAUAUUUUCAUAAGGUUAAUAGAGGUAGGAGAUUUAUUCUGUUUUGUUUUACAGUACUGGGGACUGAACCUAGGGCCUCAAGCAUACUAGGCAAGAGCUUUGCCACUGAGUUACGUUGCCAGCCUGAGAUGUGACAUUUUAAGUCAAUAAGAAUCAUCUACAAAAUAGUAGGUAUUACAGCCCUUGGCUUAUGCUCUUUGGAGCUUGACAAGUUCAUGACGGGGCCAUAAUUCAUAUGUAUCGCUGCUGACUGGCUCUGAAGCACCAGUAGCACAUGCACAACUGUCCCAUUGGGUGGCAUGGAACAGUCCUAUCAGGUGGUACAGGCCAGAGGAUACAUGUUAAACAUAGUGACUGUGUUUAAAUAAGUAAAACAAAUCAGGGCCUGCAGUAUAACAAAGACAUGUAAGUGAGUCCAAAAGAUAACCUCUAUUAAAAUUUAGUUUGACUAAUUCAUUUAGCUUCCAGCUCCUCAAUUUGUCCCUUGCUUGUAGAAAAUUUCUCAUUAAUACUUAAAAGCUGGAGUGUUCCAAGAAAUUUUAUCUGUAUAUUGAACCCUUCCUUAGUUACUAUAUACCUAAAAUAAACAUACAUCAUUAUGAAAUAAGUUACCACUGCAGAAAAUGAAAAAAAAAUCCUUACUAGUCAUCUACAUCACGUUAUUUUUUAAAAAUACCUUUUUAACAAGACCUAAAAGUAACACAACUAUUAUGUAAGCUUUUCCUCCCAAACACACAACCUAAAGCUUUAUCUGCCAUAGAACUGCUUGGUUUCAAAGCUUUAUUUCUGUAUACAGAUGUUAUUUGUUAGUGAUGGAAAUCAAAUUAUUUUGUUGCUGUGUCUUUUGUGUCUAGCAGUUGAAGGAAUGAUAUAAUCAUCACAUCAUUAGAUUCUGGGGAUUCCCUUCUCAAAAAUGUUGCCUUUUAUUUUUAUUGUUGCUGCUUUAAUUCAUAGAAAAUGAGCCAUUUGUUUUCAAAUUACAAUAAUUGAAAUUAUAUUUCGGGGGGCUUUGGGACCAGGCCUCUCUCUGUUGUUCAGGAUGAUCUGAAGCUCCUGGGUUCAAACAAGCCUCCUACCUUAUCCUCCUUGUUAGUUGGGGUUACAGGUGUGUCCUGCCAUGCCUAGCUAUAAACUAAGAAUUUUUUAAAUAAAAGUGAUACUCCUAAAUUAAGUUAGCCCUUAAUUUAAGGGCUAGCUGUAUGCAUUCAUAUAAUAACAGUCUGGAAUAUAAAAAAUGGAGGCACUGUUUUGAGAAGAAAAAAGGCCAUUUAAAAAGACCUAUAAUAAAAUGUUUAGCACUGUGCAAAAAUAGUGGAUUUAAAUGAUGAUCAGAAUAUUUUACAAAUAAAAAGCAUUCCCAUUAUAUCAUAAUAUUUUGCCUACAAAAUUUAAUAGCUCAUUCCGUCAACUGCAGAUGUGUUGCCUUUUGGGUUUUUUUCCAAGUUCUAGUGCUGUAGUACCUGUCGGUGUUUAGAAGUGUGCAUUUUGUAACUCAUUUUAGUAUGCUACUUUUAUGUUUAAUUUUGUGCUUUUAAUAAAGUACGUAAAUUUCA